AUGGCCAAGAGUCGAGUAAAGAAACCCAUUACAUCAGCUGCGCCUACGUCUGGAGCCAAGUUUAAGCGGUCGCGUGUAGAAACGGCUCGUCUCAUUCGCCGAUUUCACGUUCUCAACAAAGAAUUAGCGAAAUGUCGCAAUGAACAUCCAAAGGAUACGGUCAAGGAGAAACAGAUUCUUGAUGAAAUGGAGGCCAUGGGAGGUUUGGACUGGUACCAGCGAGCGUCCCAGCUAGGGCAGAGCAAAGAACGAGGAGGUGAUUCGUCGAAAUGGCUUAUACAAGCAUUAAAGACCGAGUGCAAAGCGAUGGUGGAUACAGCGAAAAAGCCAUUGCAAGUGCUUGACGUGGGCGCGGUUCAGCCAGACAAUUACAAGGCUUACCAGUCAUGGAUCCAAGCUAAACCCAUUGAUCUGAAUCCACAGCAUCCGGAUAUCGAGAAACAAGACUUUCUGCGUAUGCAGCCCACUGACGCCAAAUUCGAUAUUGUAUGUCUCAGCUUGGUCGUCAAUUUUGUCGGAGAUCCCAGAGAUCGAGGUCAAAUGCUACUGCAUACUCGAAAUUUCUUGUUCUCGCCUGUGGUGAAAGAUCGUCUGCAUCUACUGUACCUUGUCCUGCCGUUACCGUGUAUCGACAAUUCGCGCUACAUGUCACACGAUCAUUUGAUGGCCAUGAUGGCUUCCAUUGGAUACAGUCACUGUAUCAAGCAUCAUUUUUCAAAGAAAUUGGCGUAUUACUUAUUUGAAUACAAGGCCAAUCUGCGUCCCAAAACAGCGUGGAAAAAGAAGAUUUUACCACAGCAAGAAGGUGGAGGACGAAAUAAUUUUGCCAUUGUCAUCGAUCCUCCUUCAGCGACAAAGUAA
Radiomyces spectabilis is the source of this 861-nucleotide messenger RNA. RefSeq names its product putative methyltransferase-domain-containing protein. Lineage: Eukaryota; Fungi; Mucoromycota; Mucoromycetes; Mucorales; Radiomycetaceae. The record is from RefSeq and is a predicted model, not a curated record. Bases 1 to 861 code for a protein of 286 amino acids. The transcript has 2 exons. Gene Ontology annotation, molecular function: rRNA (adenine) methyltransferase activity. Gene Ontology annotation, cellular component: nucleolus.